Messenger RNA from Rodentolepis nana, 420 nucleotides. Lineage: Eukaryota; Metazoa; Platyhelminthes; Cestoda; Cyclophyllidea; Hymenolepididae. The record is from the annotation of a GenBank genome assembly.
AUGGAAUCGGCCGAUGUCUUUCCACACAAUGAAAGAGAGAAUUCCAGACCUCAAGGUUCAACGAACUCAAAGCUCAAACAAGGGACAGCCGUUGCUGAGUUUAACUUUGGCCAAGAAUCGAAGCCGUUGCUGAGUUUAGACUACGUACCGGACGGAUUGCCUGGCAAAACACCUUCAAAGAUUGGGAGUAUACAGUCAAGGUGCAACGAACUUAAAGCUCGAACAAAGGAGACGUGGACAGGUUCAACGAACUCAAAGCUCGAACAAAGGAGAAACAGUCAGUUGGCACUCUCCGAUAUAACCGACUGGCCAGGAAUCGAAGCCGUUGCUAGAAGCUCGAACAAAGGAGAAACAGUGGACAGUGGCACUCUCAACAUACCCGACUGGCGCCGACUGGCCAAGAAUCGAAGCCGUUGCUGA